GAUUGUGCUUGUGUUUGAGGGUUGGGCUGAAGGACGCAAAAUCUAGCAUAACCUGUCUGUUUCUGAUGAGGAGUGCUGUUAACUGGUUCUUAUUCUCAACCAGUAGUACAGCAAUGAUCGAUCUGAGACAUAAUGUGAACACAUUGACCAGAGAUCUGAGAGUGUAUUUAGAAAAUCAGGUCAAAAUCAAUCUGUCAGGUUCCGGCGUAGGUUUGUCUCUUGUUUUAGGAUUUGGUGCAGCCUACAUCUGUUAUUACCUGAGCUCAAUUGCAAAGAAGCCGCAGCUUAUCACAGGGGCAGAAACAUUGUCUCAGUUUCUACAGAGGUAUUGUCCUGUGGUAACAGAGACUUAUUAUCCGACCUUUUGGUGCUGGGAAGCAAGAAUCCAGACACUGCUCAGGCCAUUCAUCACCACCAAACCUUGGGUGAAAUACAGAAAUCAACUUAUUAAGACAGCAGAUGGUGGACAUAUUUCCUUGGAUUGGAACGAUAGCGAUGAAAAUGCACUAUAUCCUGUUUCUGCUACCAGACCUAUUAUCAUUAUCCUACCUGGACUUACAGGAACAAGCAAGGAAUCGUACAUACUGCACAUGGUUAAACAGAGCGAAGUACUUGGAUACAGAUCUGUUAUUUUCAACAACAGAGGAGUGUCUGGAGAGGAGUUGUUGACUCCUCGAACAUAUUGCGCAGCGAACACAGAAGAUUUGGAAACAGUCAUCUCACAUGUGCAGAAUACAUUUGCAGAAGCUCCGCUGAUGGCUGCAGGCGUCUCCAUGGGCGGAAUGCUCCUGUUGAACUACCUGGGUAAGACUGGCCAGCAGACCCCACUGAAAGCAGCGGUAGUCUUCUCCAUUGGCUGGGAUGUAUUUGAGUGCACGACUUCCCUUGAAAAACCACUUAACUGGAUAUUGUUUAAUUACUACUUAACCAAUUGUCUGCAGUCUUCCGUCAACAGGCACAGACCAGUCUUAGAAAAGUCAUUUGACAUAGAUUAUGUCCUGAAGGCAAAAACUAUCCGAGAAUUUGAUGAACGGUUUACAUCAGUGAUGUUUGGUUACCAAACAAUUGCUGACUACUACAGAGAUGCCAGUCCUUACCUCAAGCUAAAGUCAAUUGAAAUUCCUGUUUUGUGCUUGAAUGCUUUAGAUGAUGUCUUCUCACCAAGUCAUGCCAUACCUAUGCAAUCUGCUAAACAGAACCCCAAUGUUGCAUUACUACUAACUGCACAUGGUGGUCACAUCGGCUUCCUGGAGGGGAUAUUUCCUCGAUGGGCCACUUAUAUGGAUAGAGUCUUCAAACAGUUUACUCAAGCUGUCUUUGAGCAUAGAGAUGAGCUGAAAAAUACAUGAAUUUUGAAAUUCAUCUGUGUUGAUUGUUUCACAAAUUUACAGUCUAAACUACUGAAUAUUCUCAACAUUGGUAUUUGAGCACAUUGUAAAAUAUACAUUUACUUGCACCAUCAUGUAUUUAAAAUGGACUGUCAUUUGGUUUUGUCUAGAAAUUAAGAAAAGGUUGAAUGACAGAGCCAAGACUAUUUAUUAUACCCAGACUAAAUCUCAAUUCGUACUUGCAUUGCUUUCUUUCAUGUGAAUGUUUUUUGUUAAUUUAAAAUAUUCUGAUUAUAACUUUAUAUUAAUUUCAAUAUAGAACUUCAUCUUAAUCAUAUUUUGCUCAUUUCUGCAUAACCAAUUGGCACAGAACUUCUACAAUUACCACAUUAUUGAUGGUAAAUUGAAAUCCUCAGGGCUAUUAUUUACCUUAUGGUCCAGUGCUUCAAUUUUUCCUCAACAUACUUGCAAUUCAUAACAUGAUUGAAUUGUUGAGAAUACAUUUGCACAUAAUUUAACAUCUGUCCAAAUAACCUACUUUGUAACACUUAUGUAUCUAAAGCAAAGGUAAUGAUAUAACAUAUGAAUAAAGAAGCACAGAUACUACUAGAAUAAUAAUCUUGCCUCAAAAGCAAUGCAGUAAAGCACAGGUAUUGCUGAUGAAUUUUAUUUUAACUCCGAUUUAAUUACUUUCAAAUUAUUAAUCUACUUUGAUUAUACCAAUGAUAUAUUCCUUAAAAGCUUGAAAACGAAAAUAAAUCAAUAUUACUUUUAAGCCAACUGUGAUCAACUCUGAAUUGAAGUGUGUUUGAGAGCUGUCACUAUGAAAGCAAUAUAUUAGAACCUAAGCUGUUGUAUUUACACAGUCGGUGCUACUGAGUUUGCCAUGAGUAACUUAGUUGUCUGUCGAGAGGGUCCCAGGCUUACCAUGAUCUUCCAGUACUUGUAGUACAAUAACAGAUUGUAUAUGAUAUUGUGGGUAAAAUAUGUAACUUUUUUCUGAGAAAACUCUUAAAG
Stegostoma tigrinum is the source of this 2345-nucleotide messenger RNA. It is a transcript of the gene abhd3, whose product is annotated as abhydrolase domain containing 3, phospholipase. The record is from RefSeq and is a predicted model, not a curated record. Gene Ontology annotation, molecular function: acetylesterase activity; A2-type glycerophospholipase activity; glycerophospholipid phospholipase A1 activity. The coding region runs from base 66 to 1349 and encodes 427 amino acids. Gene Ontology annotation, biological process: phosphatidylcholine metabolic process; medium-chain fatty acid catabolic process; medium-chain fatty acid biosynthetic process. The transcript is spliced from 9 exons. NCBI's taxonomy places the organism in Eukaryota, Metazoa, Chordata, Chondrichthyes, Orectolobiformes, Stegostomatidae.